This is a messenger RNA of Hemisphaericaspora subhashii, 462 nucleotides long. RefSeq names its product D-amino-acid N-acetyltransferase (gene HPA2). Gene Ontology annotation, molecular function: N-acetyltransferase activity. Gene Ontology annotation, cellular component: cytoplasm. Gene Ontology annotation, biological process: protein acetylation. The transcript has a single exon. The record is from RefSeq and is a predicted model, not a curated record. The coding region runs from base 1 to 462 and encodes 153 amino acids. NCBI's taxonomy places the organism in Eukaryota, Fungi, Ascomycota, Pichiomycetes, Serinales, Debaryomycetaceae.
AUGUCAGUAACAAUCAGACCAAUUGAAGCUAAAGAUAAACAAAGAUGGCUCGAACUCUGGACCGGUCCAGGAGGAUAUAUCGAUUUUUACGAAGCUCAAGAUCGAAUCACCCCGGAAAUCUCAGAAAACACAUUUCGGAAAUUCCUUGACCCUCAUGAACCAGUAUAUUCUGCCGUUGCUAUUAAUGAUGCCACGGGGGAGAUAAUUGGGUUUAUUAAUUAUCUUACUCAUGCAAAUACUUGGACGAUUGAGAAUGCACUUUAUUUGAAUGAUUUGUUUGUCUGUUCUGAAAAUAGAUUAAAAGGGGUGGGGAGAAAAUUGAUUGAGUAUGCGUAUUCUGAGGCUGAUAGAUUGAAUUGUAAGAAAUGUUAUUGGUCUACUCAAUUUGAAAAUCAUCGUGCUCAAUUGUUGUAUACUAAAGUUGGAGUCAAGAGUGGGUUUUUAUUAUACAGAAGACCUUAG